UAGAGGUCUCCAUGGGAGGGAUUUGUCUUCAGAGGCUUCCUCUGUCUUCUUAGCUCCUGGGCCCUCCCCCUGUCCUCCCUGACCCCUCCUUCGGGAGCUCACAGCCUCGUGGUCCUCGUGGUCCUCGUGCUGCCUAGGAGUAACCCCGCUGCCUCAUUGUCACCCGUCUCCCUAGGGAGUGGCUCCUGCUCCCACAUUGCCCAUGUCUUCUCUCGCCGAGGCUCUCAUUUCUCUAGUUCCACAGCAGAUUCGGAUUUGGACUGCCAAAUCUGAAGAACUUUCACGUUUAAAAAUAGAACUUUCCUUAAUCUAGCAGAAUGAAUCCCUAAUGGUGAGAAUCUCACGGGGAUUGAAUGUGUUGGGGAGAACUGCCCAAGGCCUACAUUUUACUAUUUGGGCCCCAAUCUGGGCCGGCCCUGGUCUGGUCUUCAGGGAGGUCAAGGAAGAUCAGCACUUGGGAAGCUCAGAGUGUGGCGGCAGGGCUGGGCCCUGCGUUCCUUGCUCCUGAGGAGGGGUCUGAGGAACAUGGGGGGUGCCCCCAAGGAGCCAGGCCGGCGGCGGCUGUUGGUCCUCCUACACUCCACGCCUCCCCCUCGCUCGUCAGACGAUCCAAGCCUUAGAUGACAUGUUACAAGCUCUCGUGAUGGAGGAUAUGGAACCCAAUAUGCUCAUACUGCAGAACUUCCUGGAGAUCAUCUUGCCUUGGUUAACGCUGUCAGAGAAAGUGCACGAACAGAGCCGGGCCUUGGGCACCAUCUCCCGGAUGCUGAGGUUUAUUUGCAAUUUCCCAGAACUGUCGCACUUGACGGAGUUCUCCAUCAGUGGGAAGCUCAUGGGCAUCCUAGGCCUGUUCUGCAUGAACGCCAACUACGAGAUCAGCGCAGAGGCCUCGGAGGCACUGCAUUACUUGUUCAAAAUCCUUGUGCUUCAUAGAAGUCUGAAGCAGAAGACGGAGGGCAUCCUGAAGGAGCUGCAGAAGCAUUUCCGGGGAGGAUGGUUUGCCAACAUCCAGAGUCUCACCAUGUUCUUCCGGAAAUACCUGACCCCUGAAGAGAGAGCAGAUGUGAUCAUGGUGUCAAUGGAGACUAUGAGCAGUGCCAGCAGGCAUGACGUCUGUGCGGCUUCCAAGAUGCUAAAGAUGAUCCUGAAGCACUCACUGCCGGAAAUCGGGAAGGUGCCAGAAAUCAUCCAGUACACUUACCACAAUAUGAACAGCAUCACUGAAACCACGGCCCAAGGGACCAUAGAGAAGAUCCUUUACCUGCUGGCCCAGACCUACACCGAUGAAGUUAUCCUGACACUAUUUAAGAUGAAAGAUCAGUCACAAAGGGGAGUUCACAAGCCCUGGGAAAUCCUGGCAUCAUUCCCCAAAGGCUAUGAAGUGAUCAUGGAAUUUCUGCUGCAGAAACUGACUCCACACCAGAAAUCAAAGGGCCAGGAGCCCAGCCACAGGAGAGAGAUCUCUCCAUUGAUUGCCACCAGGGCCAUCCACGAGCUCCUGCUGGAACCGAGUCGGCGGAUAGAGGUGCAGACCUUCUUCUCCUCCCUGUUUAUGACCCUGCUGAACCAGAUCUCCUUUCUUGUGGUUGAAGGGGGCACUGACAUCCAGGAUCAGCAGCAUGUAACCGAAUGGGUGGACCCUGUCAGUGCCACCGUGGAGGCCCUGAAGGCUUUGAUGCUAAGGGCUGGGUAUGGGGACUACGUGUCUUUUGUUCAGAAACUUGGGGGCUGGGAGCUGCUCACCAGUCCUGAAAGACACUAUGAGGGUGUCACUCUGCUGGCCAGGGCCAUGGUCAUCAAGAACUGUUGGCACAACCGCCCCAUCUUCAGCUUCAUCAUCAAGACUCUCCAAGAAGUGGGCAACACGAACCACUUGACAGCCUUCGUGUUCAUGACCGAGCUGCUCCGGUGCCCAGGUGUGGUGGCCACAGUGGAUGAGGCCACGGUCCGCGUCCUGGCAGGCUGGUUCCAGUAUGAGGAGCCCAGCACGGUGAAGCUAUUGCUGCAGGUGGUGGGGAUCUUUGCAAAGCACGGGAACAUGGUGCGACAGCUCCGCAUCCUGCAGCCCUACGUGCUCAACUGCUGCUACUCCCUGGACAGCGACAUUGUGAUGGAGACCUUCGCGCUGCUCAGGAGUCUCAUGGAGCACCUCACCUGGCAGCACUCCUCCUCCUUCCUCAUUCAGCUCACCUUCACGCUGGGGCCCUUCUUUGAGGAGGAGCCCGACCACCUGCGCUUGCUGGCCUUCGAGAUCUACAGGGCUCUCUUGGCCAAGGUCAAGAGGACGGUGCUUGUCUUCCCCUUGAAGCACCAGGUCCUCAACCUGACAGUCCUCCUCGUGCUCCACCUGGAGGAUGUGAAUGCCAGCGUGGCUCAGGUCUGCCGGUCUGCCCUGUGCCACACGGCCGCCGUACUGCGCUGGUCAAGGCUCAGAGCGGUGUUUGCCGAGAGGGACGUGUGGACCAUCCUCCGAGCGCUGCUGCAGCAGGAGGCAAGCAAAGCCCUUUGGUUCCUGAAGCAGUGUGUGACUCUCUUCAAGAGCCCCCAGGCCGCCAUCCGCCAGACAGCAGUGCGGUUUGCAGGUCAGAUCAUCCAGACCCUGGACGCCGAGGAGGCCGAUGACAUUGAGGAAGUAUGCACAGCCCUAAAGAACAUUCAGGAAGACCCCGACCCCAUGGUCAGCUGCCUCGCCACUCAGACCCUCUACAUCCUGGAAGCCAAGGAGAAGCUGCUGGCCAACACCUCGACCUCCUGCUUCUGCGGGCGGAGGGCUCGGAAGAGCUACUCCUGAGCCUGCGUCCCCGGGGCCUGGCCAGGCAGCUGCGACCGUGACACGACGGCUGCUGUGACAGUGGGGCCAGGCCCCCAGAAGACGACGUGUGCCCCUCACAGCCUUGUAAUAAAAGAGGCAUGAACUUC
This is a messenger RNA of Nyctereutes procyonoides (raccoon dog), 2919 nucleotides long. RefSeq names its product maestro heat-like repeat-containing protein family member 7. The coding region runs from base 626 to 2791 and encodes 721 amino acids. Gene Ontology annotation, cellular component: cytoplasm. The transcript has 17 exons. Lineage: Eukaryota; Metazoa; Chordata; Mammalia; Carnivora; Canidae. The record is from RefSeq and is a predicted model, not a curated record.